This is a messenger RNA of Bolinopsis microptera, 2024 nucleotides long. Its product is annotated as ribonucleoside-diphosphate reductase large subunit-like. Gene Ontology annotation, cellular component: ribonucleoside-diphosphate reductase complex. The record is from RefSeq and is a predicted model, not a curated record. Gene Ontology annotation, molecular function: heat shock protein binding; ATP binding; ribonucleoside-diphosphate reductase activity, thioredoxin disulfide as acceptor. Gene Ontology annotation, biological process: deoxyribonucleotide biosynthetic process; protein folding. NCBI's taxonomy places the organism in Eukaryota, Metazoa, Ctenophora, Tentaculata, Lobata, Bolinopsidae. The transcript is spliced from 14 exons. The coding region runs from base 22 to 1620 and encodes 532 amino acids.
GAAAAGGCUACUCUCAACACGAUGGUUAAAGAAACGAAACUCUACGAUCUAUUGGGAGUCACUCCUCAGUCUACUCAAGCAGAAAUCAAGAAGUCUUACAGAAAGUUAGCUUUGAAAUACCACCCUGACAAGAACCCUGGAUCUGAAGACAAGUUCAAAGAAUUAUCGUACGCGUUCGAAGUGUUAUCAGAUGAAACAAAGAAGAGGAUAUAUGACCAAGGAGGCAUGGAAGCCCUCAAAGAAGGAGGUGGAGGAGGCGGUGGACACAAUCCCAUGGACAUAUUCGACAUGUUCUUUGGUGGAGGCAUGCGGGGACACAGAGGACACGAGGGCCCCCGACGAGGCAGAGACAUGGUCCAUCCUUUGAAGGUUUCACUUGAAGAACUUUAUAACGGAGCCACCCGACAACUGGCUCUUAACAAGAAUGUCAUAUGCAGCAAAUGUAACGGAAAAGGAGGUAAAGACGGCGCAGUCCAGACAUGUAAUGGUUGUCAUGGUAACGGUGUGAAGGUUAUUGUACGACAACUUCAGCCUGGUAUGAUACAGCAAAUGCAGACAGUGUGUCCUGAUUGUCAUGGAAAAGGAGAUAUUAUUCGUGAAAAGGUGGUGACGAGGAACCUAAACAAAGUAAUCGAAGUGUCCUACUACCCGCUGGAGCAAGCCAGGAAGUCCAACAUGAGACACAGACCUAUUGGAAUUGGAGUUCAGGGUCUAGCCGAUGCCUUCAUUCUGAUGAGGUACCCAUUUGACAGUGACUCUGCUAAAAAGCUAAACAUUAAGAUAUUUGAGACUAUCUACUACGGUGCCUUGGAGGCUAGUUCAGAACUAGCUGAAAAACUUGGACCUUACGAGACAUACGAAGGCAGUCCAGUUAGUAAAGGAGAUCUUCAGUUCGACAUGUGGGGAGUUACACCAACUGAUCUCUGGGACUGGGCAGCUCUUAAGAAACAGAUCAAGAGAACUGGUAUAAGGAACUCAUUGUUGCUGGCUCCCAUGCCAACCGCCAGCACAGCACAGAUUCUGGGAAACAACGAGGCUAUAGAACCUUACACCAGCAACAUCUACCUCCGGAGGGUACUGAGUGGAGAGUUCCAGGUGAUAAACCAGCAUUUGUUACGUGAUCUCACUGAUUUAGGAGUGUGGGAUAGUGACAUCAAACAACAGAUGAUAGCAGAUAACGGGUCUAUUCAGAGGAUAGAAGGUAUCCCUGAUGAAAUAAAAGCUCUUUACAAAACCAGCUGGGAACUAUCUCAGAAGUGCAUUAUCGACAUGGCUGCUGAUAGAGGUCCCUAUAUCUGUCAGAGCCAGUCCCUCAACCUGUUCAUGGCUGACCCUCAACCUCGUAAGAUUACCAGUAUGCACUUCCACGCUUGGAAGAGAGGAUUGAAGACUGGAAUGUACUACUUGAGGACCAGAGCGGCAGUUAACGCUAUCCAGUUCACUGUGGAUCAGACUAAGAUUAAGGAACUCAAGGGACUGAGAAAGGAAAACGCAGUUCCGAAAACUGAGGAGAAGGAGAAGAAAGUCCUGCAGCAAAAGAGUAGAGCAGAGUUAGAGAAAGAAGCGAUUGAAGCAUGCUCCCUGGCAAACAAAGAGAACUGCCUCAUGUGCAGUGGAUAAUGAUUAUGUAAUUAAUCAAUUAGCUAAUUGAGCAGUGACCAAGAGAGACUGAUUUUUAACAUUUUUACGUACAACGUAGUGUUACAGCCAAUAUUUGUAGAUCUUUUUAUGUUUAUUUAGAAUUUAGCUUGCAUGGAUCUUUUAAAAUUGUUUUCAAAUUUCAAUAUUUAUUUGAUAUUUCUACAUACUUUUUUUUUCGAUUUGUAUUUCCCUCUAUUACAUCGAUGUUCAACUCCAAUAUACUAAUUUCAAUAAAAAUAUGUUACAUGUUAAUCGACAAUCAAUCCCACCAUAAUCAUGGUGCAGUGGCAUAUUUAUAAUGGUUGAAUUUUUUAUGCUGUCAAUCGUAUUAAUAUUAUGUUAUUUGAAUAUCUUUGCUACGGCUUAACUGGUUAUCAAUUAUU